This is a messenger RNA of Lathyrus oleraceus (garden pea), 2370 nucleotides long. RefSeq lists its product as uncharacterized. NCBI's taxonomy places the organism in Eukaryota, Viridiplantae, Streptophyta, Magnoliopsida, Fabales, Fabaceae. Bases 952 to 2058 code for a protein of 368 amino acids. The record is from RefSeq and is a predicted model, not a curated record. The transcript is spliced from 3 exons.
UUUUAGAAGAGAUAAAGAGUUCUGAAAAAAUUAAACAAUUCCAGCAUGCAAGUCAUAUUUUAAUGGGGAUCUUCAACAAUCCCAUUAAUAUAUAUGAUUCCACUGUGCACUCACUCCUUUCCUUAUGUCAAUGUUUGUUUAAUUAUACUAAACUUUAUUGUGAUCAUCUUGUCCUUGUCCAUAUCCACUAUUCUUUUUAAGGCAUCUUUAUAUGGCAUAAUUAUUAGAUGAUUAUUAUUGUUAGAAUUGUUUCUCCUACAUCUAAAUCAGUUCACAGUUAUUAAAUUUUAAUUUAAAAAAUGACACCAAAAUAUGCUUAGAAAUUAUGCUAAGUAUAAAUUAUCAAAAUGAGGCCAAGCCUAUGUUGACAUUUCAUCAAGAUUCUAUAAUGGUCAUUUUCCAUCAAGAAUAUAUAAUUCCCAGAGGGACGUUGCAUAUCCAAUAAACAAAUACGGUGAUGCUGUUGCCACUCGAAAGCUGCACCUCAAUAAUAAUCUUCCCCUAACAUAAUUAAGAAUAAUAGCUUCAAAUAUUAAUUAAGCUUUAGUUUUUGAGUGUUGAAAUUGAUUAAUAAUAACUCCAAACGAAUAAUCUGGAGAAUAUUGUGCAAACCAUGGAUAAGUAAAGAGAAACACAACACCAUUUCAUCAUCAAAACCAUUGCUAUUGUCUUUGUUUGUGUAAUCAUAGGAUUCACAUCUUCACUAAGACACGUUUAUGAAGUGGGUUUGAUUCUGAUAUUGUAUUUGUUUGGUUCAAUUCUGUGAUCCUUGCAUCAUUCUUUUAAUCUUCCAAAACCCACUUCCCAUUUCAACAGAGUUUUUGAAAAUUUUGACCUUUUUUUUUGUGGGUCAUCUUUCUGCCAUAUAUACCAAAGAUUUUAUAUGGUAUUAGGCACUGAAAAGUAGAUAUCUUUUUUGUUUUUGAAGUGGUGAAGAUAAAAUAGAUUGAUAUGGGAACAAAUAGCCAGGAGCAUGAAAUUUCAGAAGCAGGAUCUGAGGUAACAUAUCAGAUGGUGGAAAAUGAAGUCAGUGACGGUAGGAAAGGUGCAACCCACAAAUUUACAGCAGAAAGUUGCAAAUCAACCAGUAUGGUCAUAAAGAAAGGUCAUGCAAUGAUUCCUGCUCACAUCAUAGCUGAAGCAAUAUCAACUAUCCGCGAAAUUGAUCUUAGAUGGUCCGGUCCAAUCACACCGAAAGAAAUGGAAUAUGUUGAACAGUAUGUUCUAGCAAAGUAUCCAGAAUAUUCAAGGUUGAUUGAAGGAGAUGGAAAUGGGAUAGACAUGUCUACCUUUAUCAUCAAUGAGGAGCCUUUAGAUGAAAAGGGAAAGUCACCAAGAGGAACUCCUAGUCCCAGAGAUUCUUCUGUAUAUUCAUUUGGCAGUAGUUUACCUGAAUCUGAUAGGGCCAAGAUACAAUUGGAAUCAUCAAGGUUACUUGAUAUUCUCAACAAGAAAUCCUCUUUUCCCGGAAGCUUCAUCUCGAUCCCAGAAAUCCAAGCUCAAAAUAAGGUUUUGAAACAUUACGGUUUGACAGAUGAUGAGUAUCUUGUUCUCUUCACUCCGGGCUACAAGGAUGCGAUGAUGUUGGUAGGAGAAAGUUACCCUUUUGUUAAGGGAAACUACUACAUGACCAUUCUUGAUCAAGAAGAAGAUUAUAUAAAGGAAUUUGCUUUUUUUAAGGAGUCAAAGGUGAUCCCUGCACCAAAGACUUGGUUGGACUUGAGGAUUAAAGGGUCUCAACUGAGCCAAAACUUUAGGAGAAGGUGUAAAAUCAGCCCCAAAGGGCUAUUCACUUAUCCAGCAGAUGCUAGUGGAACAAUGCAUUGGAUCUCAGAGGCUCAUAGGAACCAUUGGCAUGUGCUACUUGAUGCAUCUGCCUAUGUAGUUGGAAAGGAUCGGCUCCAUCUCGCGCUUCACCGUCCCGAUUUUGUGAUAUGUAGUCUUGACAACAAUACUCAUUCCAACAACACUCAUUCCAAUCCUUCAAGAAUCACCUGUCUUUUAAUCAGAAAGGAAUCCUUUGACACCUCAGCCGCUUCGUCUCAGGUAGUUGAAUGAAUGUUAUUUGGGUGACAGAUGAAGUUUGCAAUGCAGAAAGGAACCGUGAAUUUUCCUGGCUUUCUAUGUAGAAUGAAUAAAUUAGUACAUACAAAUAGAAUACUACUUAUUGGUUACUGGUUUGGAUCCAUAUGUAUACCUAAAUCAUCUGGGUUAUUUGUAAUUUUAUGUUUAAACGAGGUUUUGGUUUGUCUAUUUUAACCAAAACCCAUAAUUUCUUAUCAGAUAAAUGGUUUUCAAGACUUUUUAUUUUAUGUCUUAAUAUAAACAUCUUAGCGCAAUUUGGAAGGUACCAAAUUGCAUGUUCCCCUA